AUGAAUUUGGGAGUCGCUGGCGGCCAGUUCAAAAGUAAGAUAAGUGUAAUGAAGAAGCAAUACAAGGCCGUUAAGGACCACAAUAAUACUAGUGGCGGAAAGGAAGGAGAUGAGCUAGAGGUCCCUGCCUCGCCGGUGACGCCCCGCGCCGCUCUCAGCUCCUCCGCGGGCGCCGCGAGCCUACCUGCAGGUGGAUCUGCAGCGCCGCGGAAGCCGAGGGAGGGCACCGUGGCGUCCACCCCCGUGAGCGGGAUCGGCGUGUUCAACUGCGAGGCCAGCAGCAGUGUGUCACCCAUUUGCGGCACGGGCUGGCGGCCGCAGCUGGAGCCCAGGACGCAACUUCCCGACUUUGCUCUCAAAAGGCAUGAGGCCAACCUGGCUGCAGGAGGGCUCGUCAAGUACAAGCCUCUCCCCCAAACAGAUGGGCGGAGACUGAUCACGAUCACAUAUGACGAGUUUGUAGCGCAGAUCAAUGCCGAUAAGCAUGUUGGCGGAUAUUGCUCGUUUUUGGACUAUGAAUGUGUGGGAGAAACUCGCCUAGGGUUCAGGUCUCUGAUAUAUCACCAAUGUCAGGUAUGCAGCCUGGUCACCAAAUUCCAGACGGACGCGGGCCCAACAGUGGAUGUCAACACUAGCAUGGUACUUGGCACGGUUGAGGCUGGCAUAAGGUACGAGGCGGUGCGCACCCUGGCCGGUGCCCUCAACAUGCCCGCCCCGACCAAGAAGACGUACGGCCGCUACGAGGACAUGCUAGCAGACGUCAUCAAGGAGGAGUCGAUGACGGCCAUGCUUGAGGCUGGGAAGAGAGAAUAUGAUCAUGCUGUAGCGGUGGGCAAUGUAAGUGCGGAUGGCACUCCCUUCGUCACAGGUUAAUGAGGAUGAUGAGAGUGACGAAGAAUGGAAAGAGCCGAAACAAACUGGAAAGAGUGUGAAGGAAAGAUUGAAGGCUAUGGGUUAUCCGGAGUACGAGGAUGACACGUACAUCAUGAAGUCGCUAAAGCAACUGGCGGUUCAGAAUCCCGAUCUGAAAAGAAAGAUUGAUCAGCUGCGGACACCUGUCAAAAGAAUUUCAGGCUAUGUCAAUUACGUUUGUGAGGGUGUGAGUGACUGGCAGCUUCUCACAGAAUUUGAAAAAUUAAGGAAUACAUAAGACUUAUGUUGACCUUGGGUGAGGCGCAGCCUGGAACCUAUAAGAAUUAUGCUGAACACAUGAAAAGUCUCCUGAAUUUUUCCAC
Messenger RNA from Frankliniella occidentalis (western flower thrips), 1235 nucleotides. RefSeq lists its product as uncharacterized. The transcript is spliced from 3 exons. Bases 1 to 873 code for a protein of 290 amino acids. The record is from RefSeq and is a predicted model, not a curated record. NCBI's taxonomy places the organism in Eukaryota, Metazoa, Arthropoda, Insecta, Thysanoptera, Thripidae.